Messenger RNA from Salvelinus namaycush (lake trout), 3819 nucleotides. RefSeq names its product DNA repair and recombination protein RAD54B-like. Gene Ontology annotation, cellular component: nucleus. The transcript is spliced from 18 exons. Gene Ontology annotation, molecular function: DNA translocase activity; ATP binding; ATP-dependent chromatin remodeler activity. The record is from RefSeq and is a predicted model, not a curated record. Gene Ontology annotation, biological process: reciprocal meiotic recombination; double-strand break repair via homologous recombination. Bases 93 to 3800 code for a protein of 1235 amino acids. Lineage: Eukaryota; Metazoa; Chordata; Actinopteri; Salmoniformes; Salmonidae.
GCGGGAGAAUUCGUCUCUGAAGAGUUGUGUAUCAUUGUUUUCUUGUAACUAACUGUAAAGCAGAGGCUUGCUUGACUAAACAGCCAGACAGGAUGCGUCGCUCAGGGGCCCCCAGCCAGGUCUUUGGUAACAUGUCGAAGAAGCCCCGGUUCGUCCCUCCUGGAGCCUCACUGGCUGGUCCUCCUGAUCCCCCUGUGGGUACCCUGCUUGAACCGGAGCCUCUGGCCCCUAAACUCACCCUGGGGAACGUGCUCAACAAGGUCCAGAGGAGCCUCUCAGUCCCUGCACUGCCCCUUGCCCUGCCUGUGAAGGCCUUCAGCCUGGCUAAGAGCAGCCCCCAAGCCCCAGGCCUGUCCAGAGCUCUAGCCAGGGUGCUGGGUGCAGCAGACAGUAAGAAGAACGAGCUAGAGCCUGAAGACCCUUCCUUUACAGAGGAGAACACUGGAGACCCAGCUGUCUGGUUCCCUGGGCUAUGUUCUAAGAUGGCGUCUGGGUCCGUCUACAUGUCGUCCAGUAUGGUGGGUAAGGCUCGCUCGUCCAACUUCACCCUGUCUGAGAAACUGGACCUGCUGAAGCUGGUCCGCCCACACAUUCUCAUCCUGGAGGAGCACACCAACAAGCACGCUGUCAUCGUGGACAAGAACAAGUGCUGGGACACAGUGUCUGAGCAGUACAACGUCCUGGGGGGGGACAGGCCCCCCCGCACUGCCCAGGGCCUACGCACCCUCUACAAGAGGCUGAAGGAGUCGGCCAAACAGGAAGUGAUGCAACGGAGACACGCCCAGCCAGAGUACAGAGGGAGUAUAUCUGAACCAACCAGGAGAGUGAUGGAGAUGAUACCUCACCUUUUCCAUCACGGAGCUAUCCACCAUGAUAAAGACCCAGCAACGAUGCACAGGAUGAUGUAUAAGCAUGACUCUCCUAUGGAGCAACCUGGCAGCAGCUCCUCCCUCCCAGACUAUCCAUCAAACCCCGUCACACACCACCUGGACCAGGAUGUGGUCAGGCUGGACCAGGAUGUGGUCAGGCUGGACCAGGAUGUGGUCAGGCUGGACCAGGAUGUGGUCAGGCUGGACCAGGAUGUGGUCAGGCUGGACCAGGACGUGGACGUGAAGCCUCCGCCAGACCUGACCAUCCUCUCCACGCGUGUGGGGGUGGUGCUAGGAGGAGAGGGGGCGGAGGAGGAAGAUGAGGAGUUGGGCAGUGUCCAUGGUUAUGACGGCUCUCUCUCUCCCUGCCCAUCCUCCGUCGUCCUGCCCCUCUCCACCUCACCCGUUCCACUGCAACGUGACCUUUACCCUCAUGACCACUACCCCCGCCGUGACCCUGACAGGCUCCAUCCCCUUCAGCUGGCCAAGGAGGAGCACGAGCAGGUCAUGACCAAUCACAGAAAGAUGGGCGUAUACCUGGAGGAGAAGAGGGAGGGGCUAAAGAGGAAGCAGGAACUGGAGGAGGAGCUUCUGAGAGCAAAAAUCAAACGUGUGGAAGAGGGGUUUGGCCUGAGAAAUAAUGUUUGUGUGAUGAACAACUUCAGAUGUUCCUCACAGAGUCCGGCAGGAGGGUGUGGUCCAGGUGUGGUCGGGGCAGGGGCAGGUAGCGGUGCUGGUUCUGACGGGCCGCGGUACUUCAGUGUGAUGUGGUGUAAGGCCAGUGGGAGGAAACACAAACGCUGGCAGGGAGACGCUGUCCUGGUGACACGAGGGCGCACUGCCACGCUUAAAGACAUGGAGGGCAAGGACAUCGGCAAGGCUUCCAAACCGUUCUGCCGUCCAACGCUAUUGGGCGGAGAGACUGAUAGGGGAGUGGCCAAGCCUCAGGAGGAGGGGCCCUGUAAACCACGCCAUGACCCUCUAGCACCAGGAGCCAUUGUCAUGCCCCGGCCCUCAACCAAUCACCAGUGGGCGUAUAACAAGGCAGGCCUCCCACUGGUGGAUGUGGUGGUUGACCCCUACUUGACCGCUCACCUCCGACCCCACCAGCGAGACGGCCUGCUGUUCCUCUACGAGUGUGUCAUGGGGAUGAGGGCUACAUGUAGGUACGGUGCUAUCCUGGCAGAUGAGAUGGGUCUGGGUAAGACCCUCCAGAGCGUGGCUUUGACGUGGACGCUGCUAAAGCAGGGCCCAUACGGUGGGAAGCCGGUUGCUAAGCUUGUGCUGGUGGUUGCCCCCGGCAGCCUGGUGCAGAACUGGGGGGCGGAGUUUAAGAAGUGGCUUGGCCGUGAGAGGAUCAACGUCUACACUGUUAACCAGGACCACAGGGUGGAGCUGUUUGCAGCGUCUCCUCUCCACAGUGUAUUAGUGAUCAGCUAUGAGAUGCUGCUACGCUCUCUGGAAGUGGUACAGAAGCUGGAGUUUGAGCUGGUGAUCUGUGAUGAGGGUCACAGGUUGAAGAACAGCAGCAUCAAGACUUCCUCUGCCCUCAGUGGUCUCAGCUGUACACGCAGAGUUAUUCUGACAGGAACUCCUGUCCAGAAUGACCUGCAGGAGUUCUAUGCCAUCAUAGAGUUUGUGAACCCGGGCAUUCUGGGGUCGUCUGCUGCCUACAGGAAGGUGUACGAGGAGCCAAUCCUCCGCUCCCGACAGCCCAUCUGCACUGAGGAGGAGAGAGUUUUGGGGGAGGAGCGAGCGGCUGAGCUCUCUCGUCUGACUGGUCUGUUUAUUCUGAGGCGGACCCAAGAGAUCAUCAACCGCUACCUGCCACCUCGUCUUGAUUGGACUGUGUUCUGUAGCCCCUCCCCCUUGCAGCGGGAGCUGUACCAGGCUCUCCUCUCGCACCGUGUCAUCCGAGCCUGUCUACAGGGGUCAACACAGACUCACACACACCUCGCCUGCAUCACCGCCCUGAAAAAGCUCUGCAACCACCCAGGACUGCUCUACUCCACUGUACAGGAGCGUUCUGAUGGCGGCUCAGCAGAGGGUUCUCUGUAUGAAGGGCUAAGAGGUGUCUUUCCAGAGUCUUACUCUUCUGGGGGCUUCAGUACAGCUGAUUCAGGGAAACUACUGGUCCUGUCUGACCUACUGACCACUAUUCGCCACCUCAGCCCUACUGACAGGGUGGUGUUGGUGUCCAACUACACUCAGACGUUAGACCUACUCCAGGACCUGUGUGUCCACCUGGACUACACCUACUGUCGCCUGGACGGCAACACCCCCACCAUCCAGAGGCAGCGAUUGGUGGACAACUUCAACAGCCCUCACUCCGCCCACUUCCUUUUCCUCCUGAGUUCUAAAGCCGGAGGGGUGGGGCUUAACCUGAUCGGCGCCUCCCACCUGGUCCUAUACGACAUCGACUGGAACCCUGCCAACGAUAUACAGGCAAUGGCACGAGUGUGGAGAGACGGACAGAAGAAGACUGUUCACAUCUACCGCCUACUCACUGCAGGUACCAUAGAGGAGCGUAUCUUCCAGAGGCAGGUGUCCAAACAGGGGCUUUCUGGGACAGUGGUGGACUUGGGGAAAGGGGCGGAGCACACCAGCUUCUCCUCCAAUGAGCUGCGAGAUCUCUUCAGCCUGACAGACACACCCUGUCUCACUCACGACCUGCUAGACUGCAGCUGCAGUAUGGACGGAUCAGCCCCGGAAGAAGGAGAGGAUGAGGCGCCUGCGUCUGAUAGGCCGUGCCAGCUGGGUCGUCAAGGUGACUGUGGUGGGGCGGGGCAGAAGCAUCUGAGCAUGUCAGAGCUGAUGCAGUGGAGACACUUCGCAGGGGACACGCACACCUUCAGAGAUGCUUACCUGGACCACGCACGAAACCACAUCUCCUUCGCCUUCCAGUCCACCAUCUCACACACCACUCAGUAACACACACACACAACACACA